UCAAAAAUUCGUGCAUUUCUCCGAAACGAUGGCUGGGAACCAAGAGGAUCUCCGGCGUUUGAUGCGGGAGAAAAUGAUGAGCUCUGGAUCAGAGCAGCAGAGUCCCUACGCGAAAGUCUCGUCGAGCGGGAGAAUCACGUGCACAGUGUGCCCUGGAGUCUCUAUCAAAAAUUGGUCAGCCCACCAGAUCAGCGCGCAGCACAAACGCAAUGUCAGCGCUCAGAAAACAGCCAAGUCCAUGCCGGCGCCGGCGCCAAAUAAGUACGAAGCGAUUGUGAAGAAAGUACCUGAACCUCCGAAAGUGGCGCCGAAAUCGAUUCUGAAGAACCCUCUCAAAGCUUCCCCGUCACAAAGCGAUGGAGAAGUGGUCAAGCCCACCGAAAAAGCUGAAACGCUGAAACGACCCGCUUCUCCUCCUGAGGAGCAGCCUGAUACGAAAUCGGCAAAGCUGUCUGAAGACGGAUCAGUUCUACCGGAAGGAUUCUUCGAUGACCCCAAAUUGGACGCCAAAGCUCGAAACAUCGAAUACAAAGACCCUCGAGAGGUUGAAUGGGAAAUGUUCCAGAAAGAGCUCCGAGAAGAGGGCUCCAAGAGUGAACAGGUCGUGGAGAUCGACGAAGGGAACGACAUGCGCGAGCGCGAAUUGCACGAAGCCGACGAAAUGCUCUCGAAAUGGGAGAAAAUCCGGGAACUUGAAAUUCGUAGAGAGCACAUAAAGAGAGUGGAGGUCAGCGCAGGAGCAGUUCCGAUGGACGCUGACGAUGGAACGGAAUUCGCUGAGUUUUUAGACUGGCGGCAGAAGGCCGUUGACUGAGUGCAGCUGAGACUCCUCAGCUCUCUCCUGUUCAUAUCUGU
Molecule: messenger RNA, 855 nt
Organism: Galendromus occidentalis (western predatory mite)
Lineage: Eukaryota; Metazoa; Arthropoda; Arachnida; Mesostigmata; Phytoseiidae
Product: zinc finger protein 830
Exons: 2
Coding region: 29-814 (261 amino acids)
Biological process (GO): nuclear DNA replication; mitotic DNA damage checkpoint signaling; mitotic DNA replication checkpoint signaling
Cellular component (GO): spliceosomal complex; nucleus
Molecular function (GO): nucleic acid binding; zinc ion binding
Source: RefSeq, a predicted model, not a curated record